AUCUGCGCCAAGUGAUGCUGUGAUGAGGGGUCAAGGUAUUAUUUAUCAAUCUUGAAAAAUGGCUUUAAUGCCUGAUACAAAAUUCAUGACCACAAGUGAAGAUGAUGAGCAAGACGGACGACCGGCCCACUCCGAGAAGGAUCCUUCGAGAAGCAACGUCGGUUUUCACACACGGUACAUCGUACAAGGGUGGUCGGGAGCAUGAUAGGCUGCUCAGAUUGGAGCCCCAGAAGUUCCUAAUUGAGGUGGCAGUGGAUCGACCAGCGGGAGGCAGACGGCGAGGAUUGCCCGGAACAUGGAUAGGCGUUGAGAGAGCCUGAGACAGGGGAACAAUCGCUUCCCAGGCAUGACUCGCCCUAUCGAUCGCGUGGGUGAGAGUUAUUCUACUAUACCAAGGGUCCCCCUAGUAGUGUCACUCUUGCUGGAGAACUCCGCGGACAGUCCAUUCUGGAGAUGAGCACCGACGGGGGUGAGAAAGAUUAAAGCUACUAGUAGAUUACAAUCGUACAAAAGGGCAGAGUUACACGAUGCUGUCCAGUGACAAUGAUCAGG
Molecule: messenger RNA, 552 nt
Organism: Aspergillus welwitschiae
Lineage: Eukaryota; Fungi; Ascomycota; Eurotiomycetes; Eurotiales; Aspergillaceae
Exons: 1
Coding region: 102-320 (72 amino acids)
Source: RefSeq, a predicted model, not a curated record